This is a messenger RNA of Perca flavescens (yellow perch), 2522 nucleotides long. RefSeq names its product coiled-coil domain containing 69 (gene ccdc69). Gene Ontology annotation, molecular function: microtubule binding. The record is from RefSeq and is a predicted model, not a curated record. The transcript is spliced from 9 exons. Lineage: Eukaryota; Metazoa; Chordata; Actinopteri; Perciformes; Percidae. The coding region runs from base 111 to 1016 and encodes 301 amino acids. Gene Ontology annotation, cellular component: nucleus; cytoplasm.
ACAGAGAGAGAGAGACAGACAGAGAGAAAACAGGAGGACGGACUGAGAGAAGGAGAAAAGGAGAGAUAGAGAGCGGCUUCUAACCGACAGCAGAGCUCGGAGGAGGAGGGAUGGGCUGCAGCCACAGCAAGAGGAAAAGCAAAGGCAAGAAGGGAGAGAAGAACCAGAAAGCCCAGAGCCGCCGACAUGACGCAGGUACCCGUGUGUCUGGUGGUCCUGACGUCUGUCUGCAGAAGCAGCUGGAGCGCUUCGAGUGGCAGCUGAGGAUCUUAAAGGAGGCCGGAGGGAACUCGGAGCGCGCCGAGCUGCUGAAGGCCCACGCUGAUGAAGAGGUGUGCGCCCUCGUCCUGAGCAUCCUCAACAAGGUGAAAACGGAGACGACGGCUGACUUGAACGUCCUGCAUGAACAGAAAAGUAAAACUGCUACUGAAGAACACAAGAGAAAUGUGGAAGAGCUGCAGAAGAAACACGAACAAGAGAAAACUGAACUGACAGAAAAGUUUCAAGCUGCUGAGAACAUCCUCAAGGGUGAAGUGGAUCAGCUGACGGCAGAUCUGCAGGUUUACACCGACCUGAAGAGGAGAGUCAAAGAGUCGACGUUUAAGAAGGACCUGCAGAGGAAUAUUCAGGCCCAUGGCAGCCCAGGUGCAUUCUGGGAGUCUGAGCAGGAGUCACUGCUGUUUGUGAUCGAGAUGAAGACUGAGCGCGUGCAGGAGCAGAGCAGGAAGCUGCAGCAGAUGGACACUCUGAUGGAGAAGAAUCAGUCUCUGGAGGACCAGACGGUCUACAUCCUGCAGCAGAACGAGGAUCUCAGAGUCCGGAUAGACAACUGCCAGACUCUCAUUCAGCAAUUUUCCAAGGAGCAGCAGGACCUGAAGGGGGCGCUGGAGCGGCAGGCGCUGAUAAACCAGAAUCUUUCUCAGGAAAAAGAGCAGCUGAUGUUCAAACUGAGACACAGAGACUCGUGUCCCAGCAUGCACCUGCCCGCCAUGAUGCAGGAGAUCGCUCCCAGAUGAUCGCACAGAUCCUCGCAUCGCCGUACAUAGAAACCAGACUUGUUUUUUUAAACUCAAACUGGGCUACAGCCCCCUGUGUUACAGAGAGAAACGCUUAGGGUCCUCACAGCUCUGCAGCUCUGGGCCCCCCUUCUAGGGCUCCACGUUGGAUCCUGUCUUCAUCCAUACAGAAAAACCACAAGGCUGAAUAUGUCACAGUGUACAGACUGAACUCAUGAAGUGGCGCGUGUAUGACAACGGCAAUUCGUAUGCCAUUUUGGCGCGUCAUCAAGACGCAUAAUCGCUUUUUAGCGUGUUUAGCAACGUGGUUUCGGCCCCCAUUGACUUACAAUACGUGUGAAUUAUUGCCGUGGCGAGUAUUGGUUGGGGUGGAGGUUGGGUAAAACACAGGACUUGCACCCAGGAUCGCAUCCCUCAUGUUUUAAGCCUUCCCCCAAUGUUUCUUUCCUAAACCCAACUGUUUAUUGUUUUCCUAAGCGUGUGACGUUGGUUACUGUCGUGUUUUUGUCGUUUUUUUGUGUGUUACUAAAGCCUUUCCCAAUGUUCUUUCCUCUUUUUGUUUUUACACACGCGCGUGACGUUCUCGUGAUAACACACUGUAGUGUGUAUGUUUACGUCCGCUGUAUACAGCGUAGACGUACACGUGGAUAGCUUAAAAUGCGUACAGAUAACGCGCCAUUUGGCUUCAGGAAAGUGCCGUGGAUGUUUACGCGAAGUUGUGAUGCCGUGUUGCUGUGUACCUGAAACUCCACCGGUAAACGUUCUCAUGCUAAGAUGCAUCUGAGCCGUUUUUUAAAGCUGAACAACAAGGUGCUUCACACUGAUUCUGGACCCCCAGAGAACCCAGAAAUGGACCAUCAACGGCUGAGGAGGCUAACCCUUUUAGCUAAAGCCUAAGCCUUUGAGCGUGAUGUGUAUCCGGCCAUCAAGACUUGUGAAAGUCAGCCAGAGACGGUGUUUUUAACCAACUCCUGGAGCUACCGUUAGCUUAAUUUUAAAGAUGAUUGUUUUUACAUAGUCUGAAUCAACGGAUGUACAUUUCCACGAUAAAGCCGGAUGUCGAUGUCGGGCUUGGGCCCCUCUCCUCCCUUUCUCUGUGUGUUGCUGUUCUCAAACCCCCAUUCACCACGGAAACGGCAACAUCAAAGUUUGAGCUAGCGAGCUACACGCUGAAAAUGUCAAGUUUAGAAGAACUUGUGGACGAUGCAACAAGUCAGGUCUGCUUGGUUCUUUCAGGGAAUGAUUGUAAAGAUUUACUAAGAAUAUGUUUAGGGCAUUUCCUCUCUAGCGAUUGGUGGGAUUGCUGUGGACGAAGUACACACUAGAGCAGGGGUGUCAAACUCAACUUCUUUUCUGGUUUUCCAUUUUGAAUAAAAACGACUGCGGUACCUGCCAACAGCUACUUUAUUUAGUACCACCAUGUAGUGAAAAAACGCCAUUAGUGAAGUUGAGUUUGACACCCCCGUGCUGAAGAGUUUAAAGUGCCCAUAUUAUGAAAAAAUCUCC